CAACAAUUCCGUUCCUUUUUAAAAAUUAUUUUCUUGGUCCUGCCGUGCCGAAUUAUUUUUCAAUUUUUUAAACUCAAUUUUCUUCUUCCGCUUGUUUAUGUCGUCGUUUUCCUAUUGCCUUUUCUCUGGGUUUCUGCAAAUCCUUAAUUCUGGGAAUUUUUAUCAUCUAAUCUGACGAUUUCAGUCUCUGGGUCUUCCUUAUUUCUCUUGAAAAAGGUUUCUUUUAACGAGCUAUGGGGAUUUAGUGAAUGAUUUUCAUUGGUUUUGGAGAUAAUUUUUUUUUAAAAAUGAGGGAAUUUCCUGGAACUCCAGGGACGUUGACAAGCCUGUUUUUGAGGAUUAUACAGUGUGUUCUAGCAGCUGGAUCAAUUGCUUCCAUGGUUACAGCUCCAAGCUUCUUCAUUAUCACUGCUUUCUGCUACCUUAUUGCUUCAAUGGGAUUGCAAGUUGUGUGGAGCUUAGCACUUGCGGUAUUAGAUGGAACCGCGUUGGUGAAAAAGAAGGUCCUCCAUAAUCCGGUUUUAGUCUGCCUUUUUGUAGUCGGAGAUUGGGUGACGGCUUUGUUGUCUUUGGCUGCAGCAUCUUCCUCGGCAGGCAUUGCCGUAUUGUACUUCAAUGACUUGGGAAACUGUGGAUUUGGAGAAGAAUGCCGAAAAUACCAGUUGUCAGUUGCCAUGGCGUUCUUUGCUUGGGUAGCAAUUUCGAUAUCAUCCUUAAUCAUGCUAUGGCUACUCGCAGCCGGUUAAACCGGUCAUCGUACAGGCUCUCUCGGUGUUCUUCCACCUUCCAUCUUAGAAAAUUUGAUUGGUACAUGCCAUCCAUAGAAAAGGAGAAAGAAGAAAGUGAAUACUGUGACUACACUCAGCAGCAUUGUUUUAUUUCCUUAUAGGUAUAAUUUUUUGCUUCUGGUUUGGUAAAUAAAAACACCAAAUUUGUGAAUUUGGAAAGUAAAUAGAUAUGGGAAGUUCCUCCUUCACAAGCAAGCAAGUUGUAUUACCCGAACAACUAAUCAUUU
Hibiscus syriacus is the source of this 1015-nucleotide messenger RNA. RefSeq names its product CASP-like protein 5B3. The record is from RefSeq and is a predicted model, not a curated record. Lineage: Eukaryota; Viridiplantae; Streptophyta; Magnoliopsida; Malvales; Malvaceae. Bases 249 to 746 code for a protein of 165 amino acids. The transcript has 3 exons. Gene Ontology annotation, cellular component: plasma membrane.